UUACCGCAACGCUGUUUGUAUAUCGACACAGUUACUGCCGACGUGGGUGUUGAAACGGCAUAUGUGUAAACAGCAAUAAAACACGUAGUGCGGUCCCGGAUAGGUAACCGCCUCCCCACGACAGCGUAAACGGGUGUUCCCUGGAAAACCAUCGAUGGGCGGGGUUGGACCAACUUUUAGAUUCUCGUGUCAAAUUAAACAUCCUUCGUUAGAGAACUGGAUGCACUGAAGUCGCGACGAGUCUGUGCCCUAACCGACAGAGGACCGUUGCAUGGUCUCUAUCAAUCUGACGACAAUUACAUCAGUGAAGAUUUGUUUUCCCUGUUUUAUGCUCGAAAGGAUGCAACCAAGUAGUUAUCCCACUCAGAUUCAAAGUUUUUUCGAGGAUGCGAAAAAUCAUGGAUAUCGAUGUCAAGAAUAUUGGUGGAUGUUUCCGACAGAUGAAACAUUAUCUGGAACAUGCAUGGUGAAGCGUAUCUACGGAUUUACGAACGUCAUCGUUCCGGGGAUGCUGCGCGCUGACAUUUCCGGGCCGGUCUUGUGUCAGGCGUCGAGCUCUUGCUCACCAUCUGCAAUCAGUUACAAAACCCAGCAUUACGAGAAGCCUCCGUAUUCUUAUAUUGCCUUAAUAGCGAUGGCCAUUAAUUCGACGCCGAAACGUCGAUUAACGCUCUCUGGAAUUUAUCAGUUUAUCAUGGACAACUUCCCUUACUACAGAGAGAAUCGGCAGGGCUGGCAGAACAGCAUAAGGCACAAUCUUAGCCUGAACGAUUGCUUUAUAAAGAUUCCGCGAAAUAAGACGAGCGUGAACAAUGACGAAGAUCAUAUGGCUGGAAAGGGAAGCUAUUGGACGCUGGAUCGAUCUACCAGUGAGAUGUUCGAAUAUGGCAAUUAUAGACGAAGGAGAACGAAAAGGCAGCGAAGCUUUGCUCAAGAGAAGCAGAAGUCUACGGAAUUAUCGGUGUCGGCCGAAUUUUUACCCAACUUGGAAAAAGAGAAACUUCAGCAACAAAAUAAAGUUAAUGAGAUAAUCGAGGGAAACGCCAUGGUAAAAGAUAGCAAAAUCGAAUAUACGGGUUCUCCAGGGCACAUUGCCAAAACAAUGACAUUUAGCAUCGACAACAUUCUACGGAAAUUUACAAGAUAAUCGCAAAUAUAUUGUAAUUUUGCGACAUAUAUGUUUUCUAUUGAAAAAUGGCUUUGGUAAUAUUAAUAUAAUAAUAGUACUCUUUCUUGAUAUCACAUACAUAAAUACAUAAUACACACACACGCAAUCAAUAAAUUAUAAAAUAAUACUUUGUAUUAAAAAAAAAAAAAUCUUUCUACAAAUUAUGUAUUUCAGAUAAUGUAAGCAGUUAUAUUUAUUAUAAAAUGUUCUAAUAUUUAUUAAUGUUCUAGUAUUCCAGCAUUCAAAUUAAUUUAUUUGCAUGACAUUGU
Molecule: messenger RNA, 1437 nt
Organism: Cataglyphis hispanica
Lineage: Eukaryota; Metazoa; Arthropoda; Insecta; Hymenoptera; Formicidae
Product: forkhead box protein C2-A-like
Exons: 3
Coding region: 272-1147 (291 amino acids)
Biological process (GO): cell differentiation; regulation of transcription by RNA polymerase II; anatomical structure morphogenesis
Molecular function (GO): RNA polymerase II cis-regulatory region sequence-specific DNA binding; DNA-binding transcription factor activity, RNA polymerase II-specific
Source: RefSeq, a predicted model, not a curated record